Molecule: messenger RNA, 507 nt
Organism: Suillus bovinus
Lineage: Eukaryota; Fungi; Basidiomycota; Agaricomycetes; Boletales; Suillaceae
Exons: 1
Coding region: 1-507 (168 amino acids)
Source: RefSeq, a predicted model, not a curated record
AUGCAUCAAAAUUACACAAACCUGUGUCUACUGCUCCAACCUCUCAUUGGUGCUGGAAACGAUGGUGUCGAAAUGGUGUGUGCGGACUCAUGGGUUCGUCGUGUCUACCCAAUUCUUGCAGCAUAUGUUGCCGAUUUUCUGGAGCAGUGUUUGGUUAAUUGUUGCAAAGAGAACCGAUGUCCGAAGUGCGUUGUAGCAGCAAAUGAGCGAGGGGAUGCACUCAACUCGGCAAUGUGUGAUCCAGAGUCAACAAAAGAAAUCUUGCACAAGUGCAAGAUUGGUCAGCAUCCUCCAGAAUUCGAGGCCAAUGAUCUACAUGCUGUUUACAAGCCUUUCUGGGCUGAUCUGCCUCACACGGACAUUUUUCCAGUGUUCACACCUGACCUUCUGCAUCAACUUCACAAAGGUGUGUUCAAAGACCACCUUGUGAAGUGGUGCAUCAAUAUUAUUGGGGAGGAUGAAAUGGACGCACAUUUCAAGGUGAUCCUGAAUUAUCCCAGCCUUUGA